This is a messenger RNA of Erinaceus europaeus (western European hedgehog), 1236 nucleotides long. RefSeq names its product thyrotropin releasing hormone receptor (gene TRHR). The transcript has 2 exons. The coding region runs from base 40 to 1236 and encodes 398 amino acids. NCBI's taxonomy places the organism in Eukaryota, Metazoa, Chordata, Mammalia, Eulipotyphla, Erinaceidae. The record is from RefSeq and is a predicted model, not a curated record. Gene Ontology annotation, biological process: phospholipase C-activating G protein-coupled receptor signaling pathway. Gene Ontology annotation, cellular component: membrane. Gene Ontology annotation, molecular function: thyrotropin-releasing hormone receptor activity.
UUCUGAGAAGUGAACCAAAGAAACUUUAAAUCACUGAAGAUGGAAAAUGAGACAUUAAGUGAACUGAACCAAACAGAGCUUCAGCCAAGAGCUGCGGUGACCCUAGAAUACCAAGUGGUCACCAUCUUCCUUGUUCUUGUCAUCUGUGGCCUAGGCAUCGUAGGUAACAUCAUGGUGGUUUUGGUGGUUAUGAGAACCAAGCAUAUGAGAACCCCCACUAACUGCUACCUGGUGAGCCUGGCAGUAGCUGAUCUCAUGGUCCUGGUGGCUGCAGGACUCCCCAACAUAACAGACAGUAUCUAUGGUUCCUGGGUCUAUGGCUACGUCGGGUGCCUCUGCAUUACUUAUCUUCAGUACCUGGGCAUCAAUGCCUCCUCUUGUUCAAUCACAGCCUUUACCAUUGAGAGGUACAUAGCCAUCUGCCACCCCAUCAAAGCCCAGUUCCUCUGCACAUUUUCCAGAGCCAAAAAGAUCAUCAUCUUUGUGUGGGCUUUCACAUCCAUUUACUGUAUGCUCUGGUUCUUCUUGCUGGAUCUCAAUAUUAGCACCUACAAAGAUGUGACUGUGGUGUCCUGUGGCUAUAGAAUCUCCAGAAACUACUACUCACCUAUUUACCUAAUGGACUUCGGUGUCUUCUAUGUUGUCCCGAUGAUCCUAGCCACUGUCCUUUAUGGAUUCAUUGCUAGAAUCCUUUUCUUAAACCCUAUUCCUUCAGAUCCUAAAGACAAUUCAAAGACAUGGAAAAAUGACUCAACCCAUCAGAGCAAGAAUGUGAAUCCAAAGACAUCUAAUAGAUGCUUCAACAGCACAGUGUCUUCAAGGAAACAGGUCACCAAGAUGCUGGCAGUGGUUGUAAUUCUGUUUGCCCUUUUAUGGAUGCCCUACAGGACUCUUGUGGUUGUCAACUCAUUUCUCUCCAGCCCUUUCCAAGAAAAUUGGUUCCUGCUCUUUUGCAGAAUCUGCAUUUAUCUCAACAGUGCCAUCAACCCAGUGAUUUACAACCUCAUGUCCCAGAAAUUCCGUGCAGCCUUCAGAAAGCUCUGUAACUGCAAGCAAAAACCAGCACAGAAACCUGUUAACUAUAGUGUGGCCUUAAAUUAUAGCGUCAUCAAGGAGUCGGAUCAUUUCAGCACAGAACUUGAUGAUAUAACUGUCAGUGACACUUAUUUGUCUGCCACAAAGGUAUCUUUUGAUGAUACUUGCUUGGCUUCUGAAAUAACCUUUAGCCAAAGUUGA